AUGCCCACCGGAAUCCUCAAGGUCACCGUCGGCAAGUACAUUGCCUGCGGCACUCGCACGAUCCGGCUGGAUGCCAUCGACAAGCAUCCAAACAGCCGGUUCCAUCGGCCACAGCAGAGGCAGCAGCAACCAGGCCAGCCCGGGAGGAAAUUCGAAGCCAAGAAGCUCAAGGGCGAGGACUUUCUCGGCAAGAACGACAACUUUGUCGUCCUGUACGUCAACCCAGCACAAAAGUUCCAGACCUCGGUCAAGUACAACACCGGCGCCCAGGCCACCUGGAACGAGCACUUCAACAUCCCCGUGAAUGGCGAGGAGGAGCUCCACAUCUAUGUCAUGGACAAGGACACCUUCAAGGAUGAUGAGGUUGGCAAAGCCAAGUACAACCUGAAGGAGAUCGCCUCGACCACCCAAGGCAUUGAUCUCUGGAUCAAGCUCCCCGCCUUCUUGUUCAUGUCCGAUGGCGAGGUCCGCCUCCGACUUCAGUUCCUCAAGCAGUGA
Molecule: messenger RNA, 498 nt
Organism: Polychytrium aggregatum
Lineage: Eukaryota; Fungi; Chytridiomycota; Chytridiomycetes; Polychytriales
Product: C2 domain-containing protein
Exons: 5
Coding region: 1-498 (165 amino acids)
Source: RefSeq, a predicted model, not a curated record